Gloeophyllum trabeum ATCC 11539 is the source of this 988-nucleotide messenger RNA. RefSeq names its product ribosomal protein L17. Gene Ontology annotation, molecular function: structural constituent of ribosome. The coding region runs from base 75 to 962 and encodes 295 amino acids. The record is from RefSeq and is a predicted model, not a curated record. Gene Ontology annotation, cellular component: mitochondrial large ribosomal subunit; ribosome. Gene Ontology annotation, biological process: translation. NCBI's taxonomy places the organism in Eukaryota, Fungi, Basidiomycota, Agaricomycetes, Gloeophyllales, Gloeophyllaceae. The transcript is spliced from 4 exons.
CACAAUAACAUACGCUUUGUCUCUCUUACUGGCACAUCAGCGCCUGAGUCGUCCAGGGCUUCUUCUGUACCACCAUGAAACAUGGCGUAGCGUUUCGGAAGUUUUCGCGGACGUCGUCCCACAGAAUGCUCAUGCUUCGGAAUUUGGUCACGUCCCUGCUGGAGCAUGAGCAAAUAAAGACCACUCUUCCGAAGGCGAGGGAUACUGCGAGGCUGGCUGAGAAGAUAAUCACCUUGGGCAAGCGCGGAACAAUCCCUGCUUACCGUAAGGCUUCGGGGUUCGUCCUCAACCAGUCUCUCCUGCCAAAGCUGUUCGGGACUCUGUCUCAGCGAUACGCCGAGCGGCCAGGUGGUUACACUCGCAUCCAUAAAUAUGGCAACAGGCCAGGCGACAAUGCUCCAGUCGCAAUUCUAGAGUUGGUCGACAAUCCUCGAGACUUGCGUUUUGAGAUGGCCGCGCGUUCGGUUGGAUACGACUUACUAUCCAAGAAGGUCCGGACAGAGUCUCAUUCGCGACUGCUCGAGACUGGUGUGCCUAGCAUCUCAGAGACGUUAGAGAAGGAGAUUUCCCUAGGUAUCAAGGAUCGUGGGGAGUUACGGACAUUAACUCGGCUGAGUGUCCAGAAGGCUCUGAAGUACAGAGGUGAGGGUGACCGAGAGGAGUUUGUCCGCAAGGCAGAUGAUUAUGUCCAAACACUCAUGGCCGAUCCGAAAUCACUCAAAGGAGAGGUAGAGGUACCUGCUGCCGAUGGGAAGAGAGUCGCGACCUUCGGACGUCUAGACAAGGUAGGCAAGGCGUUACCAGGCAUGGUGCGCGGCGCUCUACGAUUAGCCAAAGGAGCCUUGGCGCAGCCGAAGUGGAACGACCAGCCAUGGAGAAAACGUCAAAAAUUGGGUAUUGAUCGUAGUCUACUUGACUUGCGUGCUAGCUCGUCAAAUCCUGUAGCGCGCUCAGAUGCUUGAGCACCUCUUAAUACCAUUCAGUCCCU